CAACAAUCCUCUGCCGGUCAACUACAAACUGCCCCCACCAGAUACAUACAUCGUCAAAGGCUGCCCAUAAUGGCCAGUAUCGCAAACCAAGUCAUCUUCCAUCCCGUGAUCUCCAGCUCCCUCAAGGUCGGAAACACAACUGUCGGUCGUGAUAAACUUUACCGUACCAUCCAGUACUUUUCUCGUUUCUUGGUCUGGUAUUUCGAGAAAAAUGGAUAUGAUAAACAAACGAUCAUGAGGUUCAACAACCUCAAAUCAGCCUUAGGAGUGUCUCGAAAACUCAUGCGGCUUGGGAAGCCCUUGGAGCAUCUACAAGCUGCCCUCAAAGUGACCAAAGAAAUGUCCGAUCCGGUCGUCGGGGUCUGUGCGGUUGGCCGACAAAUAUCGUAUGCAAUCUAUCUGUUCAACGACAUGAUGAUUUGGGCUGAAAAGAUCAAGUUCAUUUCGCUUGACAAAGUCGAACUAGCGUUGGUCAAUAAACGAGCAGCCCAAUUCUGGAUGGCUGGGAUCUCGUUGAACGUGAUCAGCGGGAUCUACAAGCACCAACAAGUUCAAUCUAAGCUUCGCAGGCUCAAACGGGCUAACAAGUCGUUUGGCGAACAUGAAAAGGAAGAAAAGAAGUAUCAGAUCCAGUCGAUCUCUGCGCAAGCUUUCGCUGUACGAUUGCAAUUGCUCCAAGAUUUCUGUGAUAUUCUAUCGCCGUCGUCUACAUUGGGCUACCAUUCUCUCAACGAUGGCGUGAUUGGAGGAGCAGGAGUCAUUUCCUCAUUACUUGGCCUCAGAUCUCAAGUCAACAAGGUCCUUGGAAGCGGCAUGUGACAUUCCCGAAUCACCUCCUUUCCCAACACGUUUAAUCCCCAAAAACGGUCGUAUUUUUUUCUAUUUUUGAGUCUGACAUAUGUAUAUGAACUCCUUUGCAACUUCUCCACAAAGACUUGGUGUAAAACACAUUUACUGAGCUGUAUUUUAAAGAAAGUAUGAACAAAUCCAAUCACCACAAAACAAAACAUCAACCUCCCCCCAUGUGAACGUGUUUUUUUUCAAAUAUAUUUCAGUUGUAUUAGUGGUCCAAUCAUCAUCAUGUCGGUGCUGCAAUUUAUCUGUUUGCAUUGAAAUACGUACAUACGCUGUACCAG
Molecule: messenger RNA, 1136 nt
Organism: Puccinia graminis f. sp. tritici CRL 75-36-700-3
Lineage: Eukaryota; Fungi; Basidiomycota; Pucciniomycetes; Pucciniales; Pucciniaceae
Exons: 7
Coding region: 70-819 (249 amino acids)
Biological process (GO): peroxisome fission; regulation of peroxisome size
Cellular component (GO): peroxisomal membrane
Source: RefSeq, a predicted model, not a curated record